AUGCAAUCCUCAAAAGGAUUAAUGUUUCUGCAACUGUCUGUUAGCACUGAAAAAGGUGACCGUUUAACGAAGGAGACAAAACAACGAAUUGAUCUUUGUGCAUUAUUAAAGACAACGAAAAAGGAGGUUCAUAAGAAGGUCAACGAUGAAAUGAAUAUGCACGCUGAGGUGCUCAAUGCAGCCGAGAUUUACCGCGUGCCUACAGUGUCAGAUUUUAUUGAUAGUGUCUUAGAGCGUAAAAUGUUGGAUAGGAAAAUAAAAAUGCAAAAUCGUAAAAUGAGCUUAGCCAAGUCAGUUUUUGAUUUCAUUUGCAAAGUCAACCACUUAUUCUUAAUAAGUGAAAAUAAUAACAUGAAUCCUAUUGUUCCAGGUUGUCGUCCAUGUAUCUGA
This is a messenger RNA of Trichobilharzia szidati, 390 nucleotides long. The record is from the annotation of a GenBank genome assembly. NCBI's taxonomy places the organism in Eukaryota, Metazoa, Platyhelminthes, Trematoda, Strigeidida, Schistosomatidae.